Messenger RNA from Purpureocillium takamizusanense, 2520 nucleotides. RefSeq lists its product as uncharacterized. NCBI's taxonomy places the organism in Eukaryota, Fungi, Ascomycota, Sordariomycetes, Hypocreales, Ophiocordycipitaceae. The record is from RefSeq and is a predicted model, not a curated record. Gene Ontology annotation, biological process: lipid catabolic process. The transcript has 2 exons. Gene Ontology annotation, molecular function: triacylglycerol lipase activity. Bases 1156 to 2475 code for a protein of 439 amino acids.
GCUUGGGCUUAGGCUUACGCGUACAGAACGCACGCGAAAGGACGGCCACGGCCACCUCCGCCGCCACCGGGGGGGAGAGGGGGGGAUCGUCAUCAUCAAGACGGGAUCUACCCCCACCCCCCGCAGUGAGCGAUCGAUGCCUCAAUGGGCUUGCCAAUAUGACGGGAGAGUUUCCCCAAGUCUUGUCACCCAACACACUCGGCACAUUGAGCCUUGCCUUGAGAGGGAUGGGCGACUGUGCUGCACAACCAAGCGCCCAGAUUUAGCCAAGCGACCACGAGGGGCAAGCGAAAAAAGCCGGGGCGAAGAAGCAUAUUCGUUGAUUCGACGUCGAGCAGACCAGACCCCGGCCAUGUUCCGCGAAGCCGCAUCGGAAGCAACCAUGACCACCAACGCCCGAAUCGUCCAGCAUCCUCCUCCUCCCGCCACCCGCCCGCUCGCCCUAUUCCAAGAAUCGAUUCGGCCCAUGUUCCUACGAGGCGACGGCGACCUCGUCCGCCAUUCCCCGCGGCGAGUGGUAGCCCGGGGAUUGGCAAACGGAUGGCAUCGCCCGGCCGGGGUAUCACCACUAACGCGAUGGACCUACAGGCGAUUGCCUCCCGCGGUCAAAGGACUCGGGCAUCACCGCCAGCCAGCCAGGCAGCAAGGCACGUAGCGAGACAGACAAAGCUACCUACUGGACUAACUGGUCAAACCCACGGGGAUUCUCACUCGUCCGAGAGCCCGCCGCGGGCCUCGCUUGGAUCAGACGGCUCGCGUGCCUACUGCUAACGUUAGUGCCACGACUCCAAGUCUCCAACACUUGCCUUUUUCUUUUUGUUCGCCUCUCCCCCGCUCUUCCCGGUUGCAUCGGGCGCGGCUAAAUCCCUGGACUGGAGGUUCGCUACGCUGGGUGCGCACCAUCGUCAUGACGUCAAAGCGUACGUACGUGCCGUCCCGAGGCUCAGCGCUCUUGGCCGACGUGGUGCGGGGGUGAUUGAUGGAUGGCGACGAAGUCCACCGCCGGAUGGCCCUUGCCCACCUCGUCAUGCGGGCGGACGGCUUAUGGCUUAUAAGUCGUGAUGCCCGUGGUGGGCUCGUAGACGUGCUCCUCCAGCGACCCUUGCACGGCGAAACCACCAGACCUCCAGCAGCAGCAGCAUCAUACCCGCCGCCAUGGUGUUCUUACCGAGCGUUCUCGUCGCCGCGGCGACGCUGACCAGUGUCGCGUCAGCUUCGUAUCCCCGGUUCUCCUCCUCGUUGGAGCCUCGCGCGGUCAGCGAAAAGGGGCCCCUCGCGCCGAAGGAGGAUCCGUGGUACACGGCGCCGCCGUCCUUUGCCUCGGGCGAGCCCGGACAGAUCCUCCGCAUCCGACCUGCCCCGGGGAACCUCACCCAGGUCGUCGGCAACUGCUCCGCGGCGUACAACAUCCUAUACCGCACGACGGACAGUCACUACAAGCCGACGUGGGCCGUCACCACGCUGUUCGUGCCAAAGACGUCCAACGGCACCGCCGCCGCCUCGUCGACAUGGGGCAAGGCGCUGCUCUCGUACCAGAUCCCCUACGACUCGGCCGACGUCGAUGCCAGUCCGUCAUACGCGCUCUACAAGAACCCGCCGGGGGACAUCGCGGCCGCCCUCGGCCAGAGCUGGUUCGUCAGCGUGCCCGACUACGAGGGCCCCCUCGGUUCCUUUACGGCGGGCGUCAUGUCGGGACACGCCACGCUCGACUCGGUCCGGGCGGUGCGCGCGGCGUCCUUCGGCCUGGCUCCCGACGCCCGGUAUGCCAUGUGGGGAUACUCGGGCGGCGCCCUGGCGAGCGAAUGGGCCGCGGAGCUCGCCGUGCAGUACGCCCCGGAGCUGGACUUUGCGGGCGCCGCGCUCGGCGGGCUGACGCCCAACGUGACGUCCGUGAUGCUGUCCGUCGAGGGCACCGUCGGCGUCGGGCUCGUCCCCUCGGGCAUCCUCGGCCUGGCGAGCCAGUUCCCCGAGCUGCGCAAGUACGUCGAGGACAACCUCAAGACGGACGGCGAGUUCAACAAGACGGGGUUCCUGGCGGCGGAGAACUACACCCUCAGCGAGUCGGCCGUGGCGUUUGCCAACCACAACAUCUCCGACUACUUCAAGAACGGCUUCGACCUCGUCUACUCGCCCGUCGCGCAGCGCGUCAUCAACAGCGACGGGCAGAUGGGCUACCACGGCGUGCCGCAGAUGCCGCUCUACGUGUACAAGGCUGUGCAGGACGAGAUCAGCCCCGUCAACGAGACGGACGCGCUCGUCCAGAGGUUCUGCAACGUCGGCGCCACCAUCAGCUACGUCAGGAACGGCGCCGGCAGCCACACCACCGAGUUUGUCAACGGGCUGGCGGGCGCGGCCAAGUUUCUGCAGAGCGUGCUGGCGGGCGACUUCAACUCGACGGGCUGCACGACCAAGAACGUCAACAUUAGCCUGGUCGACAAUGCGCUGCGGCGACGCGAUCUUCAUCUGGUUUGGUAGCGUGUUCUUCCGAUAGCCAUGUCUUUUAGAUGAAUGGACGGGAAC